Molecule: messenger RNA, 1626 nt
Organism: Clunio marinus
Lineage: Eukaryota; Metazoa; Arthropoda; Insecta; Diptera; Chironomidae
Source: the annotation of a GenBank genome assembly
UUUUCUGUUUGACUUCAGUGUGAUUAGAUCAAGCUUGAAGUGAUCUUCAAUCUUUUGUUAAUAUAUCAUUAAUUGAAAACCUUCACUUAAGCGAUGAAUACACCGGGCACAAGUGUAUCAGGUUACGUUCUUCUCCUGACAAUUCAGUUUGUGUUUCUCGUAGUAUUUGGAAUUUGCACAGGGUAUGAUGAUGAUCUACGCCCUAGAAAUGGAACGCAAGCGGAGGAAGGUUUCAUUAUCCCGAAAUAUCCACAUUUUCAAGAUAUUCACGUAAUGAUUUUCAUCGGUUUUGGAUUUCUGAUGACCUUUCUAAAGCGCUACGGAUACAGCGCAACCGGAUUGAAUUUAUUUGUUGCUGCUUUAUGCGUUCAAUGGGCAAUUUUAAUGAGAGGAUUCUUCGAUAUGGAAAAUGGAAUAAUAAAAUUAUCUUUAGAUGACAUAAUUGGCGCAGAUAUUGCUACUGCUAGUGUUCUUAUCAGCAUGGGCGCUUUACUGGGCCGAAUCACUCCUAUUCAAUUGCUUAUUAUGGGCCUUUUUGAAAUUGUUCUGUUUGCUACAAAUGAGUUUUUGCAAAUAGAACUUAUGAAGAUUGUGGAUAUUGGCGGUUCUAUAACAGUUCAUGCUUUCGGUGCUUACUUUGGUUUAGCGGUGAGUUUUGCAUUGAGACCAACAAAAGAAAAUGCAAAGGCCGGAGAACUCGAAGGCGCUUCUUACACUUCAGACAUUUUUGCAAUGGUUGGCAGCGUUUUCCUUUGGAUAUUCUGGCCAUCAUUUAAUUCUGCCCUUGUUGAUGGUCCCGAACAAGAACGAGCAAUUUUACACACUUAUUUAUCUUUGGCUGCAUGUACAGUCACAACCUUUGUUGUCUCGGCUUUGGUUAGCAAGGAUAAUAAAUUAGAUAUGGUUCACGUUCAGAAUUCAACGCUUGCAGGCGGAGUAGCAGUUGGAUCUGUAGUGAAUUUAUUGAUUCAUCCUGUUGGUGCUGUUGUUAUUGGAACUGUAGCUGGUGCUUUGUCCGUCGUUGGAUAUCGCUAUUUAAGCCCGAAAAUGCUCGAGAAAGGGCGCAUAGCAGACACGUGUGGAGUUCAUAAUCUCCAUGGGAUGCCAGCAGUUGCUUCUGCCAUUUUCUCUGCAAUUUUUGCUUACUUUGCAACUAAAGAUGCCUACGGCGAUUCUCUCUACACCAUUUUUCCCGGAAUGAAAAAUUCAUCCAUGGAAGAAGGCGAACAUGAAAUAAUUAUUGGGGGUUUCGGACGCUCGUCACAACAGCAAGCGGGCUAUCAGUUACUCGGAAUUCUCAUCACACUCAGCAUUGCCAUCGUGGGUGGAUUGUUUACAGGUCUCGCACUCAAACUACCAAACUUCAAACAACUGCAGUACAACGAAAUGCAUAAAGAUGACGUUUAUUGGGAGACCCCAGACGGACAUCAUCACGAGAACUAAUCAUAGAGAGAUUGAGAUUAGAUUGACCGAAAUCUUUUCACAAUAUUUCCACAAUCACUACAGCUUAACUCAGUCACACCUAUAAUGUAUAAUAUCUCUACUAAUGUAUGCAUAUAUUAUUGUCUAUUAGUGUUUAUGAAAAUAAAUUGACCUGCGAAAUGUUUAUUUUUUCACUUUACAAGC